AUGGGAUGCUCCCCGUACUUCGCCGUCACCGGCUCCCAUCACCUCAUUCCACUCGACAUCAUCGAAGCGACUUACCUACAGCCCCCUCCAUUGUCAAUUCUCUCCAGUGAAGAUCUUAUCGUCCGCCGGGCGAUAGCCUUGCAGAAACGUGACGCACAAGUUGAACGACUCCAUUCUCGCGUCCUCCAGCACCGCAUCGAGGCAGCAAGGUGCUUUGAACGUGAUCAUGCCGCAACCAUCCGUGACUUUAAUUUCAAGCGCAGCGAUUUGGUCCUGGUUCGUAAUACGAAGAUAGAAAAAUCCCUCAAUCGUAAAAUGCGGCCCAGGUACCUCGGACCACUUAUCACAGUGUCCCGGAACCGUGGCGGAGCUUAUAUUCUGGCCGAACUCGAUGGUACGCUCUUCGACCGACCCUUUGCCGCGUUCCGCGUCAUUCCCUACUUCGCAAGAAAAUCUAUUACGCUCCCGGAGGAUUUUACAGAUGUCGGCGAGGAUCAAGUACGAAGAAUGGAAGAACAGGACAACCAUGGGGACGAUGAAGCAGACCAAGAUCCUCAAGACGAAGCGAACUGA
Gloeophyllum trabeum ATCC 11539 is the source of this 573-nucleotide messenger RNA. RefSeq lists its product as uncharacterized. The transcript has a single exon. Lineage: Eukaryota; Fungi; Basidiomycota; Agaricomycetes; Gloeophyllales; Gloeophyllaceae. The record is from RefSeq and is a predicted model, not a curated record. The coding region runs from base 1 to 573 and encodes 190 amino acids.